This is a messenger RNA of Racocetra fulgida, 1658 nucleotides long. NCBI's taxonomy places the organism in Eukaryota, Fungi, Glomeromycota, Glomeromycetes, Diversisporales, Gigasporaceae. The record is from the annotation of a GenBank genome assembly.
CGUUCAUUUACACUGGAUUCCACGCGAUACAAAUGCAAAUUCAUGUGAUAAGCUUACUGAAUAUGCUAGUUCAAUUUAUUCAGAGGUUGAAUUUCUUAAUUAUGCGGAUGUAAAAGCAUGCUAUGAAUCAACACCGUAUAAUAAAACAAAGGCCACUCAGGUAAUAGAAGUAGUGAAAGAAAAUCUUAAAGGAUUCUAUGCAUUGCUAGAUCAAGCAAAAGAAGAACCAAAGCCUGGAUUUACAAUUAGACCUAUUGAUUUAAUAUCUGAAUUGGACUUGAUUUUAAAAAACAAUUAUUCAUAUGAAUUUCAAUUCAUUCAAAUUAAAGUUUUUGAUGACAUAAAAGAUUCUAGCACUAUCGAUUGCCAAGUUACGCAUAUAGAUGACAAACCAGCAAUUGAUGUAAUUACUGAAUUUGCUAGGAAUAAAACAUAUUUAUCAAGAGAUUUGAGUGCUCGAUUUAAUUCAGCCCUCGCAUCACUUGCUUUUGGAAACGGAGAUUUUCAACUGGCGCGUUCAGGACAAUUAUUUUCGACUCGGAACCAAUUACCAAAAAGUCCGAGUAUUUCUUAUACGCUCAGUUGUAAUGAUAAAAUUUCUAAAAUCACUCGAGAAUGGCAAGUUCCUAUUAAACAUAAAUUUAAAUCAUUUAUGCAAUAUAAAUCUCCAUACAUUACUGGAUCCUCAGUCGGAAAAGCAACUUUGAUUUUUGAUGCAUUCAUUGCUAGAUUUUAUAUAUUAGAAGAUUUUGGUGUGGUCGUAAUUUCAACUGAAUCCAUUUUAAAUGAUGAUAAUGACCUUGAAUAUCAUUUUCUGUCUAAUAUAGUUACUGGAUUUAAAUUGCUUGCAGACAAGGGAAUAAAGAAGAUUAUUUUAGAUUUAAGCAACAAUAAUGGUGGCGAUGUCUUCGUUGCACACUAUAUAAAUAAACUCUUAUUUCCUAACAUACAAAAUUUUCCAGUAGCUUUAAAGGUUAAUGAUAAUUCUAUCCCAUUUAUAAAUGAAUUUUCAAAGCUUAAGCUUGAAAAUUUAAUAGAUUUAAAUGCAAAUAGAAUGAAUGGAGUUUUAUUUCAUUAUAAGUCAUAUAUUUCUGUAAAGACAAAUUCUGCAUUUAAUAAUGUUACGGAUUUUAUUGGAAAUAAUAUAUAUACUCGUGGUGGUGUCCAAGUUAAAUACACUACGAAAGCAUUUUACGAUGAUACAACACUUUACGUUGGUUCAUUAAAACCACCAACACCUCCAAAAUUUCCUUGGACUGAGAAAGAUAUUAUAAUUUUAACAAAUGGAAUAUGUCAUUCAUCAUGUGCAAUUAUAACUCAAAGAUUAGCAGAAAUUAAUGUUCCCACAAUAUCUGUCGGUGGAUUUCCGAAUACUCCAUUUUCUUUUGCUCAAUAUGCUGUUGGAGCGGCAACAAAUACUCUUAGUAUGAAUUAUAUGCUUGCAAAUGUUAAGAAUAUUGACCCUUCUUUAAUUUCUAAAUUGACUUUUCCUACAAAUUUAAUUAUGAGUUUUACUAUACUUGAAGCCUACAGUAUCAAUAAUCCGAAUGAAGUUAUGGACUAUACUGUUAGACGCGCAAAUUAUCAAUUAUAUUAUGAUGAACGGAGUGCUAGGGAUCCGAGCUCUUUAUGGAUGCAGGCUGCAAAUAUAUUGAAGA